UCUGUUACUUUCUCAUGCAGCGCAGCAUUCGCCCUCGCGUUAGCUAUAAGAUGGCUCUUGCUACUUACUGGAGUCAUCGAUCAAUAGACAACAAGUCCAUCGGUUCCUGAACGCUGGCACAGCAAGUCCUCUUCAGGGGGUGCACAGAUACAGAAGAUCGCUCAAGCAAACCUCACAACUCUCAACGACCAGCUCACAGACGCCACAGUCCUCGACUUUUCGACCAUUUUUCAAGAUGAAUGCCCAGGAAACCGCCCACCACACCUUCAAAAAGCCUAUCGUCCAAGACCCAAUCGAGCGUCAUGAGCAACUUCGAGGCCCAUCGAAGCUAGAGCGUGAACUUGAAACCCGUCGUUUGACAGACUCCAAGCAUGCUCCACGCUUCUCAAUUGUUCAAUCCGAGCACUACGAAGACUGGCUCCAGAAUCCGCCGCACCCAGCAGGCAGGCGCCGUUCCUACCACACACUUGCGAGCACGCCAGCUUACCAGAGAGGCAAAGUGCCGGUCAAGAACAGAUUUGAGCCACUCCAGACUGAGGGAUCGAAGACGUGGGAACAGGAGGAAGAGUUUCGUUACAAGUUUUGAGUUGGUGGCUCCAUAGAGCGCGAUACAAGAUCAGUUCGGUUGAUACCUCAUAAGCAUGAUGGAUAUAGGAG
Molecule: messenger RNA, 657 nt
Organism: Cercospora beticola
Lineage: Eukaryota; Fungi; Ascomycota; Dothideomycetes; Mycosphaerellales; Mycosphaerellaceae
Source: RefSeq, a predicted model, not a curated record